AUGCCAUCCCGUACCGACAUCGAUGUGAACCUUCUCGGCUCCCUCUACACCACCCGCAUCGCGAGCGUCUACCUCCGUCACAACCGCGGCGUGCACAACGACCGCUCCAUCCUCCUUUUCUCCUGCGCCGCUGGCUUCAAGGAAACCCCCGGCGUGUCCGUGUACCAAGCCGCCAAGCACGGCGUCCAGGGCCUCAUGCGCUCCCUGCGCCCGUACUUCUCCUCCCCCUCCAAGCACAACCUUCGCAUCAACACCGUUUGUCCCUGGAUGACCCAGUCUUGCGCCACCGGCGCCAAAAAGGUCGGUGACCGCUGGGCCAAGGAGGGACUGCCGGUUAGCACUACUCUGGAGGUGGCCGAGGUCGCGGCGGGGGUGUUGGCUGAUCCGUCACUAAACGGGACUUCAAUGUAUGUGGAGGGUGGGCGAGCCUGGGAGAUCGAGGCCAAUAUCGACCGUCUGGAGCCGCAGUGGCUGGACGAGGAGCCGUCCCAGGUGCUUGCCAAGGGGCAGAAGGUGUUGCAUGAAGCAUGGGCUGCUUGA
Molecule: messenger RNA, 540 nt
Organism: Aspergillus thermomutatus
Lineage: Eukaryota; Fungi; Ascomycota; Eurotiomycetes; Eurotiales; Aspergillaceae
Exons: 1
Coding region: 1-540 (179 amino acids)
Cellular component (GO): cytoplasm
Molecular function (GO): oxidoreductase activity, acting on the CH-OH group of donors, NAD or NADP as acceptor
Source: RefSeq, a predicted model, not a curated record